Messenger RNA from Neoarthrinium moseri, 489 nucleotides. RefSeq lists its product as uncharacterized. The transcript has a single exon. Lineage: Eukaryota; Fungi; Ascomycota; Sordariomycetes; Amphisphaeriales; Apiosporaceae. The coding region runs from base 1 to 489 and encodes 162 amino acids. The record is from RefSeq and is a predicted model, not a curated record.
AUGCUCUCCAACCGACGUUCCAUGCUCAAUGUUCCCACAGCACCCAUCACCAAACCCAGCCGCCCGAGGUCGGCCUAUGCUCCAGGCGCCUUGCCUCCAUUGACCGGAUUGGACGACCCUACGACCGAGCCUCACUGCAGGACUCCUUCAGUUCCCACAUCCACGACACCAUACUUGCCUGGCUAUCGCACAGUGAAGCUGAUCGGCACGGUGUACGGCAUGGCGACGUGUGCCCGGAAGGACUCCAAGUCGUUCUUGAAGUCGGUCGGUAACGCGCAGGAGGCUAAGGGCUUGACGCACAUGCUCUAUAACGCCCGAGAUCAGGCGACGGAGCGCAUGGUCAUGGACUGCAUCACACGGGGCGGUAAUGCCAUCAUCGGUAUGGGGUUCGGAGAGAGUGAGAUCCUGGGCUUUGCGCAGAUCUCGGUAUCUGGGACCGCUGUGUAUGUCGAGCGCGACCAGCCCUCAGGCACAUUCGAGGCGCAAUAA